This is a messenger RNA of Punica granatum (pomegranate), 1825 nucleotides long. The record is from RefSeq and is a predicted model, not a curated record. NCBI's taxonomy places the organism in Eukaryota, Viridiplantae, Streptophyta, Magnoliopsida, Myrtales, Lythraceae.
UAUUCAUUUUUAUCAAAUCUCCGCAGAGGCCUCCAUUUUCUUUCGUUCUUCUCCGUCUCGUCUGCUUCGUCGAAAAGGUAAACCCUCAUUUCACCGAUUCCUCCCCUGCCCUUCUCAGAGACCCAAAACCUCCGGAAGGCCAUAACUGAAUUCAUCAAUCUCGGUCAAUUGAUCAAUCAAUCGGGAACCCAUUUGCGCGAUUUUGCUUGCUCACUUCGAGGGUGGCCGCGUCAAUGGAGAGCCAACAGCUUAGCUGAAGAUCUGACCCCUCCCCUUGCGCACAGCUCACCUCCCCCCUCUCCGUCCGUAAGAUUCCUGGGAAGCUCGCCGGCCAUGGGUGCUGCGGGGUCCAAACUCGAGAAGGCUCUGGGCGACCAGUUCCCCGAGGGCGAGCGGUACUUCGGCCUCGAGAAUUUCGGCAACACGUGCUACUGCAAUAGCGUCUUGCAGGCACUUUAUUUCUGCGUUCCAUUUCGUGAGCAACUGCUAGAUUACUAUGCGAACAACAAAAGUAGUGGGGAUGCGGAAGAUAAUCUUUUGACGUGCCUCGCGGACCUGUUCACUCAGAUAAGUUCUCAAAAGAAGAAAACGGGUGUAAUUGCGCCAAAGAGAUUUGUCCAGAGAUUGAAGAAACAGAAUGAGCUUUUUCGAAGCUAUAUGCACCAGGAUGCCCAUGAAUUUCUAAAUUUUCUCCUCAAUGAACUUGUUGAUAUACUGGAGAAGGAGGCUCAAACUGCAAAAAAUGAUGCAGAAACAUCAUCGCCUCCUGAAAAGAUUGCCAAUGGACCAAAAAAUGCUCUAGCUAAUGGAGUUCAUAAGGAGCCAUUAGUCACUUGGGUUCACAAAAAUUUUCAGGGAAUACUGACAAACGAGACAAGAUGCCUGCGCUGUGAGACAGUGACAGCAAGAGAUGAAACUUUCUUCGACCUGAGCCUGGAUAUUGAACAGAAUAGUUCGAUAACAAGUUGUUUGAAGAACUUUAGCUCAACAGAAACUUUAAACGCCGAGGACAAAUUCUUUUGUGAUAAGUGCUGCAGCUUGCAAGAAGCGCAGAAGAGGAUGAAGAUCAAGAAGGCCCCUCAGAUCCUCGUAAUCCACCUCAAGCGGUUUAAGUACAUCGAGCAGCUAGGGCGCAACAAGAAGCUCUCCUACCGAGUCGUGUUCCCGCUCGAGCUCAAGCUCAUCAACUCUGUAGAAGACGCAGAUGCGGAAUAUUCUCUGUUUGCUGUGGUGGUACAUGUGGGGAGUGGACCCAACCAUGGGCACUACGUAAGCCUCGUGAAGAGCCAUAACCACUGGCUCUUUUUUGAUGAUGAGAAUGUGGAGAUGAUUGACGAGUCUGCUGUUCAGACCUUCUUCGGUUCCGCCCAGGAAUACUCUAGUAAUACCGACCAUGGGUACAUCCUCUUCUACGAGAGACUCGGGAUGAAUGGUAGCAGCAAGAGCUGAGGAGGCAUUGUCCCGCCCACAAGCUUUAGAUAUUUUGAUCGUUCAGGGGACCCUAUUUUUCUGUUGUGUUAUCAUCCUUUUUUCUCCGGGGUUUCACUUUAGCUUCCCUUUUUUCGGGAGAUCAAGUGAGAUGACAUGAUAUGGGGUUGUGAAACAUUGUAUUCUUAGGAGGAGGGGGAGAUGGUCCAUGUACAGGCACACCUAGUACUCUGCCCUUUUGGUUUUAUUUUUUUUUUCCUUUUAACAAAUAAUAAGAGGGAGGAACGAUAUUGUAUAUGGUUUUGUGUGACUGUGGAGGAGAGAAUUCGAAUUUUCCACAGGGAUGAUUUGUAAUUUUUUGUCGGCCGAUGCGAAGCUCUUGAAGAGUUCAAGAAAA